AUGCCGGCGCCAAUCGCUCUCAAACCGGUCACCACAUCGACUGCCAACAAUGAUGUCUCUCCCGGAAGUUCUCCACCUCAUCUCGUAGCCGAAGCACCGGUAGCAGCUGUAGAACCACCAGCUAGUGCUUCAGCAUCACCUGCUUCCACUUCGACGUUGUCUUUUGAGGAAUCGUUGGCUCGUUUUCGCACUAGCGCCCAAGACUCGGAAAUUAUGUCUCGUAUCGCUCAGCUGAAUUCACUUUCAUCGUUCUGGGGUACCCCAACUAUGACAGAAUUCAGGUGA
Molecule: messenger RNA, 285 nt
Organism: Cylicostephanus goldi
Lineage: Eukaryota; Metazoa; Nematoda; Chromadorea; Rhabditida; Strongylidae
Source: the annotation of a GenBank genome assembly